Lindgomyces ingoldianus is the source of this 663-nucleotide messenger RNA. RefSeq lists its product as uncharacterized. The transcript has 2 exons. The record is from RefSeq and is a predicted model, not a curated record. Bases 1 to 663 code for a protein of 220 amino acids. Lineage: Eukaryota; Fungi; Ascomycota; Dothideomycetes; Pleosporales; Lindgomycetaceae.
AUGACAUCCACACGUCUCCGUCAAACCUUCCGCUACCCUGCGGACGACUCUGAUGAUCCUGUCGAAGGCCUUGAUGAACAAGAUCAAGAAACCCUAAUAUCUACCCUCUCCACCUAUGACACGCGUACUACAACCCUCUACACCCGCAUCCUUCUCGCGCUCCCGCUCUCCCCAAUCCUUCUUUACAUCCCACGGCUAUUUAGUCUCGAAACUUGCAUGUCUAGCCUAGCUUCCGUACUAUGUCUUCUAGCGACAGCAUACAUCCUCUAUUUCCUCCCCUUACCUCCCGUCUCCGCAGCCGCGAAUCCCGAUCCUACGCUCGCACCAUCCAGCUCCACCCUCGGAAAAGGCAAAUCCAUAUCCCGCAACUCCGCAGGCCACAAAGCCUUCCUCGACUUGACCGAGCCGUCGGACCUCCCUUAUCUAUCUGCAGAUCAAGCAGCCCUGGUGCGUAAAUUCCUCAUCCCAGUCACCGGCGCAACUUGCUUGUUGCUCGCAGUAUAUGAGAUGUGCCAUGGUAGGACCUGGAGUGACGGGAUGACGAUAGGAGGGGGAUAUGUGCCGGGUUUUAUAUUGAGUGUCGUUUUGUGGGCAAGGAGAGAGUUGAGAGAGCUUGAUUUGGGGGAGUUGGAGAGGCUGAGGUACAGGUAUAAAGGCGCUUGA